AUUAGCAUGAAUGAUAGCUUGAGAGAAGCAGCUGCAACAGGAAAUAUUGAUGCCUUUUAUGCUUUAAUUCAAAAGGAUCCCUACAUGUUGGAGCGCAUUGACCACAUUCCUUUCAUUCAUACUCCACUUCACAUAGCUGCAACUGAAGGCCAAAUUAAGUUGGCAAUGGAGAUGAUGAACUUGAAGCCUUCGUUUGCUAGGAAGCUAAGCCAAGAUGGGUUUAGCCCCAUGCACUUGGCCUUCAGAAACGGCCACACCAAGCUACUGCUUCGACUCUUGAAGACCGAUAAAGAUCUGGUUCGCGUCAAAGGAAGGGAAGGAAUGACUCCUUUCCAUUGUGCAGCCACAAUGGGGAACUCUAAUCUUUUAUUCCACUUCCUCGAAGCUUGUCCUGAAUGCAUUGAAGAUGUGACAGUUCGAGACGAGACUGCGUUACAUCUUGCUUUGAAAAACGAUCACAUCGAAGCUUUUAAUCUCUUAACCGGAUGGCUUCAAAGUAAUCGUCGUAGAGGAGCCAAUGAAUUGGAAAAGAAGGUUAUCAAUUGGAGAGAUGAUGAUGGCAACACUGUGUUACACAUUGCAGCUAUAAAGGAACAACACCAGGCACUAAAAAUGUUAUUAUACGUCGGGAAAUACUUAGACGUAACAGCUAAGAACUCAGAUGGUUUAACAAGUCGAGAAAUCAUAGAAAAGGUCGAAAGAAAAGGUUUGAACAUGAGUGACGCCACCGCCACCAAGAUUAAACACAUUAAGAAAGGAACCCAUUGGCAUAAAAGAAGAUUAACAAUGUUGGUUCGUGCAAGAAACGGGUUAUCGGGGGACAUGAUCAACGCAACGUUGGUGGUUGCGACGCUAGUUAUAACAGCAGUUUACCAAUCAUCUUUAAGCCCACCGAGAGGUGUUUGGCAAGGUGAUAAUAACAGUAUCCCCACCACCAACUCAAAUACUCUUCAAAUCUUAGACGACAAUUACAAUAAAUCCAGAUUCAAACACCUGUUGGGUGAAGAAACAAGGAAAAGCGGUACAACAGUGAUGAAUCCCGACAUGUAUUAUGGGUUUUGGGUUUAUAAUCUUAUAGCAUAUAGCUUGCCGGUUCUUCUAACAGUUUUUCUCCUCUCCAAUGUUCCUCGUUUACUCCUUAUCCCGCUUUAUUAUCUAAGUGUCUCCUACUUUUACUCGAUGACAAUAAUAUCACCCUCGUCGUUUUGGGUAGACGUUAAUUAUAUUCUUGCCAAUGUAAUCUCUGCUAUCCCCUUUGCCCUACUUUUCGGAGUCAUCCGCUUAUGGAUGUCACCAAACUACAAGGAAUUCAGACAAUUACAUAGACUUCUCCGUGCGCCUGGACCCCACCAAUCAACCAUCCACAAUCCACUUCUUCUUAUAUAA
Molecule: messenger RNA, 1386 nt
Organism: Gossypium arboreum
Lineage: Eukaryota; Viridiplantae; Streptophyta; Magnoliopsida; Malvales; Malvaceae
Product: ankyrin repeat-containing protein BDA1-like
Exons: 3
Coding region: 7-1386 (459 amino acids)
Molecular function (GO): protein binding
Source: RefSeq, a predicted model, not a curated record